Messenger RNA from Gongylonema pulchrum, 525 nucleotides. The record is from the annotation of a GenBank genome assembly. NCBI's taxonomy places the organism in Eukaryota, Metazoa, Nematoda, Chromadorea, Rhabditida, Gongylonematidae.
AUGACGUUUAGAGCACUAAAGUUCAUCGGACCAUUUGUUUUGAUGAUUUACACAAUACUGUCGCGUGAUCUGAGUCGUUUCAUACUUAUUUAUUCGAUAUUUCUCAUCGGAUUUUCGCAGUCUUUUUAUGUAAUUUUCAACGCUUGUGCACGAGCUCAUAGUAAAAAGACUGGAAAUGUAAAUAUUCUGGACACUCCUUUUGAAGCUAUCAUGCGAUUAUUUAUCAUGACAAUCGGAGAAUUUACAAUUUUCUACAGAUCGCUCAACGCGUGCGAGGAGAAACUUAUGCAAGUGAUUGGCAAAUUUUUGUUUAUCAUAUUUGAAUUAUUCGUCAGCAUCAUGCAGUUCAAUCUUUUGAUUGCUAUGAUGACACGAACCUAUGAUACCAUUUCGAGAACAUCUAUGGAAUGGAAGCGACAGCCAAAAACACGUCUUAUCGCACUUCUAAAAUAUUCUCGUCCAAUUGGAACUGAUAAAACGAAACGCUCAUUUGUCGUCGCCAAAAAAACCACUGUUAGUUGUUAG